UUUGGGGCUAUCAUGGCGGUCGCCGGUGGCGUUAUUGCCGUUCGUUUGUGGAAAACCAAGAAGGAGUCCAAUCCGUACUGGUGGCGAAUCCCGCUGGACCAGAUCGACGUAAAGGCGCAUAAAAGCCUCGCACUGUCCAGACGCUCCAUGAGAAGUUCGAUGACACUGGCCACCAUGACAACCAGCGCCCAGUUGUCCGCCCAGAUGGUUGGACUUUUCGGGCUGUACAAUGAGAACAUGGUCGGACUGAUUGAUGUGGCCGAUCACCGGCUCCAGCCCAACAAAGACUUGGUGGAUCAAUUGCUGACAAUCAAGAAAACGGAACACAGCAAUCUACAGCGCUUUAUCGGCAUCGCCCUGGAUGACAGCAAUACCUGCAUAUACAUCGUGGGCGAGAUGUGCGUAAAAGGCAGUCUGACGAAUGUCAUUGAGAAUCCGGUACUGAAAUUGGAUUGGUUCUUCAAGAACCUCAUGAUACGCGAUCUGGUUAGGGGAAUGGAGUACCUGCAUUCGACGCCCAUCACGUCGCACGGUGGCCUGACAUCCAACACGUGCUUAUUCGAUAAUCGUUUCACGCUGAAAAUCUCCGGUUAUGGUCUGUCGUAUUUCCGCCGGAAGAAAGAUCUACUGCCACCUGAUCCAACGGAUUAUGAGCGGGACUGGGAUCACCUGUUGUGGCGGGCGCCGGAACUGUUACGACAGCCUAUGCCGCCGAAGGGCACACCGAGAGGCGAUGUGUACAGCUUUGCCAUCAUCCUCCAGCAAAUUAUUCUGCGUUCCGGCCCUUACGAAAUGCCGGACGACUUUAACUCGGAAAUGGAAUCGCCGCGGGAAAUUGUUAUGGAG
This is a messenger RNA of Paramacrobiotus metropolitanus, 846 nucleotides long. RefSeq names its product atrial natriuretic peptide receptor 2-like. Gene Ontology annotation, biological process: cGMP biosynthetic process; receptor guanylyl cyclase signaling pathway; protein phosphorylation. The transcript is spliced from 6 exons. The record is from RefSeq and is a predicted model, not a curated record. Gene Ontology annotation, molecular function: ATP binding; guanylate cyclase activity; protein kinase activity. The annotation marks the transcript as partial. Lineage: Eukaryota; Metazoa; Tardigrada; Eutardigrada; Parachela; Macrobiotidae.